CCACGGGAGGUGGUUUUUCCCUCUUUCCACGAGCAGGAGUUGAUUUCCCACCUGACCCUGUGGUUCGGGACUUCGAGGAGAUGAUCUCAUAGGGCUGAACCAGUUGGACCAGUGGGCGAGGACUGGUGCCUGGCCUCGCUGCAGUGGAGGUGGUGAGGCAGCUGUGUCACCGGGAGAGGAGGGCACGGGCAGGACGUGCCAGGCUCCAGCACACACAGGGCUCUGCUGCAGCAGCUCCAGCCCAGGACAGCCGUGAGCAGCUCCUGCAUGUCACCGGGAGAUGGACCCCCGGAGAGGGCAAGAGCCCACCAACGUGAUCGGGGCUGUGCUGGGCAUCGGGCUGGCCUUGCUGAUCCUGGUGGUUUUUGGCUACACCUUCAUCCGGUGGUACCAGAGGGGCUGGUGCUGGCACCGGCCUGACUUCGUCUUCAACCUCUACCACACGCACGGGCUGGGGUCAGUGGCAGUGGAGCUGGUGCCCCCGUUCAGCAUCAGUGGCUCUCUGAGCACCACGGGCAGUGGCUACAAGCCCUUCCACACCCGGGGGCCGUGAGGAGGGAGCCGGGCUGCUGAGCAGAAUCACAGAAUAGCUGGGGUUGGAAGGGACCUCUGGGGACCACCUGGUCCAAACUGCCACUGGAAGAAGUGACACAGGAAUGCAUCCAGGAGGAUUUUGAAUGUCUCCAGAGAGGGAGACUCCACACUCUCCCUGGGCAGCUCCUCCAUCUGCUCCCCAGCCACAGCUCUCUUGCUGUCCUUCCCUGGCCACGGGCAGCACAGGAGGUGCCUGGGGCUGGCACUGGCACAGCCUCCCCUCGCUUGGGAUGGAGGAAGAGGAUGCGACCUCGUCCCAGGCUCCCUCAGCACUCAUCCCAGAGAAAACAGCCACUCUCCCCACGGCUCAGAGACCCUCCAGUCCUCGGGACCAGCCACCUGCAUGCCCAGGAGACCUGGGACUGUGAGUGCAGGGCACCAGCUAAGGAGGACAGCCAGGAGCCCCAGAACUGGGUGGCUGGGUUUGUGCAACUGUGGAAAAUGCUGUGAAGAAAUGGGAAAUCUGCUCCAGGCCCCCUCCUCGCUCCAGUAUCUGGACCAAUGUGGGAGUUUGCCCCCUGCACCAACAGUGCAAGCAAACACCUCAGAAGGCCCCUGUGAGGUUUGUCCUGAUUUUUUCGUACUGACUGCCUUCAGUCUCAGCAGAGCAAGUGGCUGUGGAAGUGCCCAGAGCAUGAGAGCAGCCAUGGGGAAGGUGCUGUGGCCACAGAAAGGGACCAUUUCUAUACAAACUUUCUUCAGAAGGAAAAUAAAGAGAAACUCGUGACUGUGUGCAGGGAAACCAGUGAGGACAGAGUGGGAUUUCCAGGCAGUCAGAGGGACUAUCAGCACUCCUGGCUACCGAAGCCAAGCCCUGUGGCCUGCAGCUUUGUGGCAAACUCCUGGGUUUGGUUGAAAGGAGAGCUCUGGCUGCUCGUGUUGCCCCGAGUGCUGGCAGCUGGAGCCCUUGGUGGUGGGCAGGAACUGCCAGGGCUCAGCACAGCGCAGGAUCCGCCCGCGGAGCUUUGACGUCAGCGGCACUUAAAAGAAAAACUAAAAAAAAAUCAUGCUUAGUUUUGAUGACUCCGUUUUCCAGAGGAAGUCGAAAAAAAAAAAAGAAAGCAAAAAGCUCCAGCCCCCAAAAUACACAGAGGCAGAAGGGCUGGGGCCAGUGGAGGGGCAGGAGGAGGUGCCCAGUGCCCUCCACGGCCGGGCCCCCGCGGGAUGCAGGCACUGACCUCACGUGUGAGCAGUGCAACAUCAGGUGUAACAAAAGGCAACCUGGCAAUGAUCAGCGCCCUUCUCCUGCCUGCAGUGACUCAUGCUUUCACCUGAAAAACAUAUUCCCCGAGGAGGGUUUCCACCAGCACUUUUAAUGGGACUAUCCCACCGUGAAGGUUCUUGGAAACUAUGUGACUCUUGGAAAAACUUCCUGUAAUCUGGCAGCAGUCAAGUGUGUAGCCCACGGUGAGUUGUUCCAUCUCUUUCUGUUUCCAUUCUGACAGUAACUAUUCACAGAAU
Neopelma chrysocephalum (saffron-crested tyrant-manakin) is the source of this 2055-nucleotide messenger RNA. RefSeq names its product small integral membrane protein 35 (gene SMIM35). The record is from RefSeq and is a predicted model, not a curated record. Lineage: Eukaryota; Metazoa; Chordata; Aves; Passeriformes; Pipridae. Bases 281 to 553 code for a protein of 90 amino acids. The transcript is spliced from 6 exons.